This is a messenger RNA of Mycena indigotica, 945 nucleotides long. RefSeq lists its product as uncharacterized. The record is from RefSeq and is a predicted model, not a curated record. NCBI's taxonomy places the organism in Eukaryota, Fungi, Basidiomycota, Agaricomycetes, Agaricales, Mycenaceae. The transcript has a single exon. The coding region runs from base 1 to 945 and encodes 314 amino acids.
AUGGUCCACCUCGUCGCUCCUUGUUUCCUCUCCUUUGCGCUCGUUGGUCUCUCUUUCCCCCUCGCGUCUGCCCAGGACGACGGCUAUUUUGGUUACAGUCUCGAACAACGAGGCGACCCCAACUCUGUCAUCUACGAGACUCUGGACACGCGUGCAGCGGGCGGCGCUGACCCAAAUACCCCACCCCCAGAUGUCUUUCUAAACGCCUCUGUGUCUGUCGACAACAUCACCAUUGAUGUCCAGAACAUCACCGCCAAAAUCAACCUCAGUGCCCAAGUGCUUGCGCUGCUAGACUUCAACGCAGGUGUUGACGUGAGCAUCGAUCGGGUCAGGCUGGAGAUUGACGAUGUCAAAGCGAAAGUGCUGUUGGAGGCGCGACUGAGCAAUGUUGUGGCGAUGAUUGGAGAUGUGCUUGACUCGCUGGACUUGAAUCCGGUCCUCGCUACAUUGGGACAAGACAUAAACAAAGUCGUGGGCUCUGUCACGGGGAGUGGCAGCGGCAGCAGCGGGUCUACUACAACCACGACAACCACGCCAGCGUCCUCCGCGACCCCGAAUUUACACAAACGCGAUGAUGCCUUUGUCCUUGAGCAAAAUAUUCUGUUCUCCAUCAACGACUAUUCCGGCAAUACACACACGAACCGCAUCCUGACCCAAACGGGGGCGGUUGUCGACGAGUCGCUCGACAACAACGGGCAUGUCACCGGCCGGACUACUGUUGGCACAUUCGCUACGCUUUUCACGCCUUUGGCUGGUCACGAAGGUGGAGUGAAGACGACGAAAAACGGGAUUCCUGUGACGGAAAAGCUGUUUAUGUACAUUCCUCUGCCUGGGGUGGAGGCAAUCAGCGCCAUAUUCUUUGACGAUGCCAAUCGGGUGGUCGCGGCAGAAGUCAUUGCGGAGGCGAAUGGGGGAGGGUCGAGUACUAUUAGUGAGGAUGAUUAA